Molecule: messenger RNA, 4844 nt
Organism: Dinoponera quadriceps
Lineage: Eukaryota; Metazoa; Arthropoda; Insecta; Hymenoptera; Formicidae
Exons: 9
Coding region: 652-3009 (785 amino acids)
Source: RefSeq, a predicted model, not a curated record
UUUUAAAAGUACGUUUGAGAUUCACACAAAUAAUAUUCGUAAAGAAUUAUUUGUUUCCUGGAAAAAAAAAAAGAGACACCCAAAUCCGCUUGGUAAUCGAUUGUUUAAAGUUUCGCUCGCAGGAUAUGAUUACUUUUAAGAUAAUUACAAUUCCGAUAUUUAACGUAUUAAACGUGGCGUAUUAUAUACGAGACUAUUUUUAACCAUUCAGUUUUCCAAUAUUCUUAUAUAUAGUAUUGAAACUCUUAUCUCUUAGAAAAUGUCCAUUAAGCCAAGACGAAAGUUUCUUUUAAACAAAAAUAACAGGCCUAUGAAUCAUAACGUAACAUAGACCGAUAAAUUUAACACUGCUCCAUUUAAACUCUAAAGAUAAACAACUGACAGGCCAGUUGCUUUGGUGAGCAUGAGUGCCCCCUCCAGCCCUCUUCAACCAAGAUCAAUAUUCCUGAACUGAAGGGAGACAGUGGUUGUGCAUGCAGUGAGAAGGGGUGUGUGAAUCAAGUCAUUCUAUAGGUAAAGCCUGUUGCUGCUACCGCAUUUUCAAGCUCGCAGAACGUGCAUCAAAUGGCACGCACUUCGACGAUUGUCGUUUAUUCAUAAGGCUGAUCAAUUAGAAAAUUCAGUGAUGUGCUGUGGACAUAUCGAGGGAUUAUGGAUAGACUGGCUAAUUGGACUCAUGGUAUAAACGCAACAACCCUAGCACCUGUCACGGGACAAAACUGUGUGUCAAAUUCGUCAAACGCUGUGAUCCUAGACAAAUUACUGAUCACUGCUCCGUCAUGGAGUUCAGUACAACAAGACUUGACGUGGACUUUCCUAGUGCACAUUUACGGCUUCGCAUGCCUCUUCUUUGUACUUGGGUUUUAUACCUUCUUCUCUAUUCUAAAUUUAAGGUCUCUCAUAUCAAGCCGGCCGUUCAUGUCGACCAUUAAUGUAUUCCUGUGUCUGCUCGGGGUGUCGAGGGCUGCAUGCCUCUUCAUAGACUCGUACAAUCUCAAGGAGACGAUGCCCAAAGUCAUCGGAUUGAUUAUGUGGGACGUCGGAUAUCCGUGCAUCACGUCUGCCUUUUGUCUGAUCCAACUGGCGUUCCUGCAAUUGACGCAACUGAAAUUCGGCCCGGAGAAAAUGCAGAAGGAGUCCUGCCUCAGUCUGAUCAUAACGGCUCACUUCUUCUUCAUCAUCGCCAGCGACAUCGCUCUGGUCACCCACAAUUGCUACCUGGCGAAGUACGUGCUGCAGACGGUGUUCCUCGUGUGCAACGUUCUCAUAUACCUGACGUUUCUGCACGCCGGUUACAAGAUCAAUCACUUACUCCGAACUAUGCCGAGCAGCAUGCUGACCCGGGACAACUCCAUCGCACAUCAGAAAGGUAUCAUGCAGCUCGCGAUGCUGGCACCGUACAGCAACCUGGCUACCUCGGUCGCGGCUGCGCUCGUGCCCACUUUACUCGGCCCUAAGAUCCCUAAAGGUCCGGAGGAGAAUGAGGCUGUGAACGCGAAUAAGAACACGGAGGAGGCUCCCCAAAGUAACGCGCCCCAAGAGACGUCGAGAGUCACGACUACCGCAAAGGUAUGCAGGAUAGAGGAGCCGGUGCAGAAGGAGGCUCCCACCGUCACGGUACCGAUGUGUACGAUCGUGCAGUCGUCGUCGCAGCAGGAGCCGAAGUCGACGGUGCCGGAGGUCUACGUGAGACCGCCGACACCCACGCCGUCGAGCGCGAAUCUGCCGAUCAUAACCGUGUCCAGUCCGAGUCGCAGGAGCUCCGUGGCCAGCCGACGGGGCAGCGACACGUCCGCCAGGUCCUCGCGUAGAAACUCCGAGUGCAGCGUCCGGUUCAUCAACGAGGAGGACACGUUCACGACGGAGUGCAGGCGCACGACGGAGGGCAGCCCGCGGCACAGGGUGCGCGAGGAGAUCGAGAGGAGCCGCUCGCCCGACGGCACGUCGCGACGUUACUCGGAGAACAUCACGCCGACGGGCAGCACCAGGGAGCUACGUAGGUGCUCCGACUUCACGCACGAGAAGAACCGCGGCUCGCAGUUCGCGACGAAACUGCGGAGGAACAGCGACUUCGGCAACCGGACGCCCAAGCGAAUGUUGCCGGCCGAUGAACACAGGUUGCCCAAGGUUCUGGAUCUCAGUCCCACAGGCUCAAGACGCAAUUCCGAUAUCGGCACCUUCGUAUCGCCAGCCCGGGUCGACUCGCGCAGAAACUCGGAGAGCACCUACCGACGCAACUCCGAGUUCAUUCACAUUAAGCCGUUAAUUAUAAAUCGUCGAAGUAGCGAUAUAAGCAUUCGUACUCUGGACAGGAGUCCCACUCACUUUCAGAGCAUAGUUCCACCCGUGAAGGUAGAGACGCAAGAGAAGUCCGAGUCCGACUCGGAUCAGCCCGAUUGCAGCGAGAAGGCGGCGCUCAUGAACGAGAAGUCCAAGGGUAAGGACGAGGAGGCGAAGGUACGCAAGAAGAAUCUGUCAUGGAAGGCCGAUAAAAGUAUGGAGGAUCCGGAGGACAUCACGGCGGAGACGAAUCUGCUGCCCGAGAACACGCCCAGCGAGGGCAGAGUUAUGGGUACGGAUUUCACUCUUCACUCGAUACUGAAUCACAUCGCGUACGUGAAUCGAGCGAAAUCCGACGCGCCGCUGCACAUACCGGAAGCAAACACCGCGGCUGCCAGGAAGUCUCAGGUGCAGAGAGUGCUGAAUGUCACGUACGCCACCGCGAUCUUAGGGAUCGUCUUAUGCAUCGUGGAUGUCGCUCGUAUAUUUGGACCAUACGGACUCCUCGGCGAAAAGGUGCCGUACGGUACGGAACCGGAGGCCACGCAGUUCCCCAAGCCGUGGCCGUGGCUGUUGUAUCAAACACUGUGCCGAGCGCUGGAACUCGUGAUGGGCUGCGCCAUGGCGAGUAUAACUAAACAGCCGUCAGUAAGUCCGCGGCAUCAGUAUCUGAGCAGUUAUCCAAAUUACUCGGCGCGCGUCAAGCGGGGAAACAGUCUUUACAUAUGAAGCAAUAUACUGCGAUCGUGAUCUGAGGAAAGUCGGGACGCCGAGUGGGAAUUCUUCGGACGGUUCUCUCACGGUUUUCGUUCAGUAUUGCACCGCGCGAGAAAUGAGAUAUGAUCACCGGACUUUAACCGCUACUUCCUCGCGACGAUAAGUGUAUGUUUUGUUUUUUUCUCUCCGCGACGGCUCCUUGAUUGUUCCAGGUGACGUUAUUUCCCGAUGUGUGCUCCCUCGAUAUAUCGAUUCACGAUAUGCACGACAUUCACAUUCGUUGUUCCCUCCAACGACCAACUUAGUUUUAACGAAAAAAAGUAUUAUUACAUAUGGAAGAAUAUCAUUGUAUGAAAUGUACCGUGUUAUUUUCGUAAACAUAGCGAUAAUCACGAUCAUCGGUAACAAUUUCUGAAUCGGAGACUGUGCGUGUGGUGUGAAUACGUUAUUGCCAGUGCAUGAUAAAGGAAGAACGGGGUCUGAUAAUGCGUAAUACGCGAGGGCACAGCAAUAGAUCAGUUUAACAUUCUAAAAACAGAAACGUGUUUGGACAAUGUGCAAUGGAAAGUGUUACUUUCUGGGAAACUGCUUAAUGGAAAGUGUUCACUCGAGAAGCACAUAUGUUCUCUCGCAAAUAUCUAUAGAUGUCUAUUUUUCAAGUUAGAUUAGUUUCCCCCGACAGAUUAGUUUAAUGACUUUUACUGUGUUCUGUCAUUCUCGGGAAGACGCAUAUACACAAACAUAUAUAUUUUCUGCUGUUGUGAACAGAUAUAUAUAUAUGUAUAUAUAUAUCGGGUUUUUAACUAACAUCAUUCGAGAAAAUAUUUUCAAACCAAAAAAAAAAAGGGGAAAAUAAAAGGAAAACAGACUGUAUAUAAGCGAGAAGUUAAAUAGAAUAAUCUGCGACUUUUACUGAUAACACGUGAAAUAACGCAUUUUUACUAUGUGUCGACCGCACCAAAAAAAUGCUUAGAAGUAAAAGUACGAACCCAAAUUCAAAGUGCCCUAUUACUAAAUGUUUAACAAAUUUAACAAAAUUAUUACACUAAUGACUAAUACAGACAUAGAUGACUUUUAUCUGCAAAUGGAAUUUGUAACAGUGUUGUGAUCCUACAUGUGAUACAUAUUUAUGUGUUUAGAAUAGGAGGCCGUUUUACGCUUAUGUAAGAUUAAAUAACACUAUAUUCCCUGAGAUAAAAGACUGUCGAAGUGAGUUUAUGAUAAAAAGAAAAACAGAGAUAUAUCAUAGAGUUAUUGCGAUUUUUUAAAUCUUUAUUCCCUUUAGUUCUCUUCUCUUUUCAAAUCUUAUUUAUCAAUAUCAAAUUAGAAUAGUCAACGUCAAUUAUUUUCGUCCCCAGAAUUUUAGUGUAUCUGUUGAUAUAUUUUGUAACAUAAUUUUUUGCAACCGAAAUUAUUUUUUUAUGGAAUUUUAUAUGCCACAAUAUUUUAUCCAUCGUACAAAUAUUCGAUAUUUUUAUACUUCCUUUUUUUACUGUAAACACGAAUUCGGUAUAUUCAUUCUCUCUGUGUAUGAAUCAUUCUGUUAAGCUCACUGUAAAAAAAAGUGAGAAAUCUAGUAAUACUUACAAGAGCAUAAAAGGUCUCAAGUAACUAUCUGUUUGAAAUUUAUAGUAUAACAAUCGUAGUAAUCUAAAAUAUAUCAUUGAUGUUUCAUGUGCCAAAUACUCGUGUUAACUAUUUUAAAUGUUUACAAGAGAUACAAAGUCAUUAUAUAUUCUAAUGGGAACUCUCCUACAAAAAUUAUAGAUAUAGACACAGAUAUUUAUAUACAAUUGGAUGUACAAUAAACAAUAACUAUCGUUUUAAUCAAAUCGAUAAGAAUUCCG